UUAUCAUACUUUUUUAAUUAAGCAUCCAAUCAAAAUUAGCCGCAUGAAACGUGUAGUUUGAAGCUUGAACCGAAUCAGUCCGUUCCAUAAAAGCCCAAUACCUGACGUAAAAUCCCAAUUUUCCACAUUGUUUCCACCUACGAUUGCGGCGAGCUUCUCUUCUCUUCUUCUGAUAUUCGCGGUUUAAUCUUCAUCUCAUCGGAAUGGCACGUACGAAGCAAACCGCUCGCAAAUCCACAGGAGGAAAGGCUCCAAGAAAGCAGCUUGCCACAAAGGCUGCCAGGAAGUCAGCUCCCACCACUGGUGGAGUCAAGAAGCCCCACCGAUACCGUCCAGGAACUGUCGCACUUCGUGAAAUUCGGAAGUAUCAGAAAAGCACUGAGCUCUUGAUCCGCAAGCUGCCCUUCCAACGACUUGUCCGUGAAAUUGCACAAGACUUCAAGACGGAUUUGAGGUUCCAGAGCCAUGCAGUUCUUGCACUUCAGGAAGCGGCUGAGGCUUACCUUGUUGGUCUAUUUGAGGAUACCAAUCUCUGUGCCAUCCAUGCCAAGAGGGUGACUAUCAUGCCCAAGGAUAUCCAGCUUGCCAGGCGAAUUCGUGGUGAAAGGGCCUAGAUGUUGCUUGUUGUCUGUUUUUUAGUUCCUUUUCAUGCACUCCAACUAUUAGGUUUACUAUGACUCUAAUCUGAAUCCCUGUAUAUUGGUUUCCCUACUGCAGUACUGAAACUGUUUUAGUUGUUCUAUGAGGUGGCAUGCUAUUCUAAAUUCCCCACAUUUAUUUCUUCUUUUUCUAUAUUCUGCAAUGAAUCGAGGUUCUAUAAUCUGCC
This is a messenger RNA of Vitis riparia (riverbank grape), 826 nucleotides long. Its product is annotated as histone H3.3. Gene Ontology annotation, molecular function: protein heterodimerization activity; DNA binding; structural constituent of chromatin. The record is from RefSeq and is a predicted model, not a curated record. Gene Ontology annotation, cellular component: nucleosome. The transcript has 5 exons. The coding region runs from base 204 to 614 and encodes 136 amino acids. Lineage: Eukaryota; Viridiplantae; Streptophyta; Magnoliopsida; Vitales; Vitaceae.